AUGAUGUCUGUGGCGGAGUACCCUGAGGAAGCUCAACGACAGUUUCUCAGCUUUCUUCGCGACACAAUCAGCCCACAACUUGGCUGUCGUCCGGAUAGCACGUCAGGGCAAAGCGGGAUGGCCUGGGAUGGUAGUCCAAUCGAAUACAGCUUCGAACUCAAAGGUUCAUCUAGCACGCCAUCAGUCCGGUUCGUGAUUGACUUGGCCAAACUCCGCCCUCUCGAUAGCAGUUAUCCUUUGAGUAUCAUGAACACACAGAAUAUUGUAGAUGAACUUUCCCAGAGAAUAGAAGGGUUCAACGAUAUUUGGUAUCAAAAUCUUGUGAAGCGGUUCACACACUCGGACCUUGCGUCUGAAGAUCAGAAAAGCCUUGCCGCCAAAACUGACCAUCAGUCCUCAAUAAUGAUAGGAUUUGACAUCCAUCGGAAGCCUGCAUCACGCGGCGGACUACCCGUAAUGGGCAAAGUCUACUUCCUGCCCUGCUUCGCCGCCGCUCAUGAGAGUACAACAAGAUGGCAGGUCGUGCGAUCAGCUAUUCGUCAGCUGCCAGGGAUAGAUAAACAAUCUAAUAUCCUCCGCGCACUCAGCAUGAUCGAGGAGUAUCUCGCUGAGAAGCCGAGAGACUGGGAAGAUAGCGCGCGGUAUCUGGCAACUGAUUUCGUCAAACCGGGAAAAGCUCGCUUGAAGCUUUAUUUACGAGCGGCUGGGGGCAAGUUUGAGGAGGUCUGGGACUACUACACGCUGGGUGGGCGGAUCACUGGGCUCGACGAGGACAAGGAAAAGUUCCGCGAGCUGGUUGACUUGACGAGUGGGAGGGGCCAGGUUAAGGAUGAUGCACGACCGUCGACACAUGUUAGGCGAAAGGCUACGACCAUAUACUUCUCUCUGUCAGCUGAUUCCCCGUACCCAGCGCCGAAGAUAUGCAUCUACCCGGCCAGCGUUGCCACAAGCGAUGAGUCUAUUCUGCGUGGCUUGGAUGCCUGGCUCAUGGAAAAUGGCAUGAACAAAGGUGGCGUGUCUAUGGAGGAUAGACUCAAAUGUGUAUUGUAA
Messenger RNA from Xylaria bambusicola, 1050 nucleotides. Its product is annotated as aromatic prenyltransferase. Bases 1 to 1050 code for a protein of 349 amino acids. Lineage: Eukaryota; Fungi; Ascomycota; Sordariomycetes; Xylariales; Xylariaceae. The transcript has 3 exons. Gene Ontology annotation, biological process: alkaloid metabolic process. Gene Ontology annotation, molecular function: transferase activity, transferring alkyl or aryl (other than methyl) groups. The record is from RefSeq and is a predicted model, not a curated record.